Messenger RNA from Filobasidium floriforme, 1201 nucleotides. RefSeq names its product prefoldin subunit. The record is from RefSeq and is a predicted model, not a curated record. The coding region runs from base 40 to 882 and encodes 280 amino acids. Gene Ontology annotation, molecular function: tubulin binding. Gene Ontology annotation, biological process: tubulin complex assembly; protein folding; microtubule-based process. The transcript is spliced from 7 exons. Gene Ontology annotation, cellular component: cytoplasm; prefoldin complex. NCBI's taxonomy places the organism in Eukaryota, Fungi, Basidiomycota, Tremellomycetes, Filobasidiales, Filobasidiaceae.
CGUCCAACAUCAGCGAUUGCUCUACGUCCGUCAAGCAAUAUGUCUGGACCCAACGCCGUAGCCGGUCCUAGCAAGCCGAAGGGAGCAUUCGGAGGGAUCGCGACCAUCGGGAUCCAUUCCGACACGAUCGACAAGAGCAAUCCAAGGGGGAUUCCUUAUGCCCCCUUUGUGACCAACGUGGACGACUUUGUAGGCGGUCAAGAUGCUGGAGUCGAAGGCAUCAUGGGGUCUUUCAAGGAGAUGACGUCCAAAUACCAAUACAUGGAGGUCAGCUUGCAAACCCGCCGAAAGGGGAUCGAGAGCAAGAUCCCUGAUAUCGCCGAGACGUUGAAGGUGGUCAAGUUUUUGGAAGCUAGACGAUGCAAAAGUCUGGGAACACAACCUACGGUCGUCCCGAAGGACUCGGACGAAUCAGACGAAGAGCAGGACGACGAGGAUGCACUUUCAGACGAACCGGAAUCCGAGGACGAAGAUGAUCUCCUCGCAGAAGCCAACGAGCUGGAAGCUUCGGACGAACAACUCGAGAGCGGCAAGGUCCCCGGGCAAAAGGCUUUGAAGACGCUCUACGAGUUGAACGAUACGUUGUUUGCCGAGGCCGAGGUCGAGGAGAAUGGGCAGGUCGGGUUGUGGUUGGGUGCCAACACGAUGCUCAUGUACCCGCUCAGAGAAGCCGUCGUCCUCCUCUCUGAGAAACUUUCGACGGCGAAGAAGAACCUGAAUAAUAUCAAAGAGGACUUGGAGUUUUUGCGAGAACAGGUGACUGUCAUGGAGGUCAACUUUGCUAGGGUACAUAACUGGGACGUCAAACGACGACGACUACAAAAAGAGGGAGAUCAGGGGAAGAAGGGGGAACACGUCAAGUCGCUCAAGGACCAAGAUUAGACGAGACGAGUGGGAGAGCGAGGAGCAGAGCACUAGCAGAAGAUGUGGUAGUGCACUAUGCUGGCGGAACGGUAUUACCGGAAAAGCAUACAUCAGAAGGCUGUGUAUACGGUAACCAAAUUUGUCAUAUGUGAAUCAUCGCAUUGUACGCAACGAUCAAUUACUGGCUCAUCGAUGAGAAACUGAGCUGCAUUGGGAAUACGGCUAUGGCUACACCAUCCUCAAAUGACAGCAUAUCGACAGCUGGAUGUUUAAGCCAGGGUUUUGUGCAUGUACCUCCCCUUGUUCUUACAGACCAUAACGAUGAUACAUGAGAGGA